CGCUCACCCACGUGGAUUUCGGCCCCCUGUAAUGGUCGCUGCUGAGGAAAAUAUGGGGAGAAAUUUACAGAUCGUCUUGGAUCGUUGCAGCUUUCUUUGUUUUUUCCCACCUCCAAGGUAGAGGUGUGAAUUUCUGUUCUUAAUAUGUCCUAUUACCACGGGGACGAUACGGAUUACAUGGCUGAUGAGUACGAAAUGGAGGACAUUGAUGAUGAUAUGGAUGACGAGUAUCGCGGUAGAGAAAUGGAAGGCUCGGAUUCUGAUGCUGAUGAAUUCAACUCGAGUAGCAAAAUAGUUGAUACCACUGCUGCUCAGGCAAGAAGAGGAGUAGAUAUUCAAGGUAUUCCUUGGGAGAGACUUAGUAUUACUAGAGAGAAGUACCGGAAAACUAGGCUCGAGCAGUACAAGAACUAUGAAAAUAUUCCUAAUUCAGGAGAGGGGUCGGAGAAGGAUUGUAAAGCUACUGAGAAAGGAUGUUCAUACUAUGAAUUUUGUCGAAAUUCAAGAUCUGUAAAAUCAACCAUUCUUCAUUUUCAGUUGAGGAACUUAGUAUGGGCGACAUCGAAGCAUGAUGCCUACCUUUUAUCACAUUUUUCUGUAAUUCAUUGGUCAUCACUAUCGUGCACCAAAUCUGAAGUUCUCAAUGUUUCGGGACAUGUGGCACCUACAGAGAAGCACCCUGGGAGCUUAUUGGAGGGAUUUACACAGACACAAGUCAGUACACUUGCAGUAAAAGAUAAGCUGCUUGUUGCUGGAGGAUUUCAGGGAGAGCUUAUUUGCAAGCAUCUAGACCGCCCGGGUGUUAGUUUUUGUUCCAGAACAACUUACGAUGAUAAUGCUAUAACUAAUGCUGUUGAGAUAUAUACCAGCGCUAGUGGUGCAGUUCAUUUCACUGCUUCUAAUAAUGAUUCUGGAGUCAGAGAUUUUGAUAUGGAGAAAUUUCAGCUUUCCAGGCACUUCCGUUUUCCUUGGCCAGUUAAUCAUGGCGCCUUGAACCCAGACGGUAAACUUCUUGUGAUAGUUGGUGACAACCCUGACGGUUUAUUGGUGGACUCACAAACUGGAAAGACAGUUGCAUCUCUAUGUGGGCACUUGGAUUUUUCAUUUGCAUCAGCAUGGCAUCCCGAUGGCAUUACCUUUGCCACUGGGAACCAAGACAAAACUUGCAGGAUUUGGGAUGUAAGAAAUUUGUCCAAGUCAGUUGCUGCUCUAAAAGGCAACCUCGGUGCCAUUCGGUCCAUUCGUUAUUCCUCUGAUGGUCAGUACAUGGCAAUGGCUGAACCAGCCGACUUCCUGCACGUGUUCGAUGUGAAAACCGGAUAUGAGAAGGAGCAAGAAAUCGACUUCUUUGGAGAGAUCUCUGGUGUUUCGUUCAGUCCAGACACAGAAUCACUUUUCAUCGGAGUUUGGGAUCGAACUUACGGUAGCCUUCUCGAGUACCACAGACGCAGAAAUUAUAGUUACCUCGAUUCGCUGUUCUGAGUUUGAAAGUUUGUUUUUGGAGAAAAAAAACACAAAAACAAACCUGAGAAUAAGUAGCAGCAUGCAGUGGGUAUGUUGUAAGUGUAUAUUUAGUAUUUUGUGAAACAAAUAGUGUUAUGUUUUCUGGUUUGAUGACACUUUGGUUUUGAAGAGACAGUUCGAGUGUAUGCAGAAGGGAGUGUAAAGAAAGGCUUGUGGGGAUAAUAUAAUGAAUAGAUGGCCAGGGUGUCACCUCUUUGCUAA
Molecule: messenger RNA, 1725 nt
Organism: Cucurbita maxima (winter squash)
Lineage: Eukaryota; Viridiplantae; Streptophyta; Magnoliopsida; Cucurbitales; Cucurbitaceae
Exons: 11
Coding region: 145-1482 (445 amino acids)
Molecular function (GO): protein binding
Source: RefSeq, a predicted model, not a curated record